CGUUGUUUCCUUCCGGAACGAAAUGCCUGAUGGUCAAACCUGUGAAGUGAAAAACAAAGAUACGCUAUCGCUGAAAUCACAAUUUGGUGCUAUGUUAUCCUAAAACCUUUAUUUUAAGUACUCUAGCCUCGCUCGACAGCCGUGUUUUUAUGAUUUAUUUUAAUGUCUGCUUUUGUUUGACCGACAGUAACGCCAUGUCGUCUUAACUUUUUUUCAUGUGCGCAACAAAGUCUGGAAACGUUUUAAAUCUGAGGGGUGAUCCGCUUUAAUUAUAACUUUUUGUCAAGUGGGUCAAAGACCAUGAGUAAAGAGAACAAAAUGAGAGCAACAGUAAACCAGAAGCUGACAGAGAUGGGGGAACGAGAGAGACUAAAAGAGUUAUUGAGGGCUAAACUGACUGAGUGUGGCUGGAAGGAUCAGAUGAAAGCUCACUGCAAAGAGGUGAUCAAAGAAAAGGGCUUGGAGCACGUCACUGUGGAGGACCUGGUGGUUGAGAUUACUCCCAAAGGAAGAGCCUUGGUGCCAGACAGCGUCAAGAAGGAGCUUCUUCACAGAAUAAGAGCCUUCUUAGCUCAGCAUGCUUCAUAAUUAAUGUUUUUAUUCUUUAGUGUUUAAUUGCAUGGCUUGCCUGAAAGAUCAUUUAUAGACUAUUUUUCAGAUAAUGUUCCUGAAAUCCAAAUAUUUGUUCAUUAUAUUAAAUUGUUAGUGACAUAGGGACAUAAAUGUGCCUGAUAAGUUGGAGUUUUACCUUACUAUUUACUGCAACAGUCAUGAUUUGUAAAUGCGGUUAACUUGCACAUUUAAUCAUCCUUUUUAUAAGAAAUAUACAGUUUGAAUAAAAUGUUUGGUUUAUCAGUUA
Cheilinus undulatus (humphead wrasse) is the source of this 859-nucleotide messenger RNA. RefSeq names its product ENY2 transcription and export complex 2 subunit (gene eny2). Lineage: Eukaryota; Metazoa; Chordata; Actinopteri; Labriformes; Labridae. The record is from RefSeq and is a predicted model, not a curated record. The transcript is spliced from 5 exons. The coding region runs from base 301 to 588 and encodes 95 amino acids. Gene Ontology annotation, cellular component: SAGA complex; DUBm complex; nuclear pore. Gene Ontology annotation, biological process: poly(A)+ mRNA export from nucleus; regulation of transcription by RNA polymerase II; positive regulation of DNA-templated transcription. Gene Ontology annotation, molecular function: chromatin binding; transcription coactivator activity.